CUCCGGGUCGAGAGCAAGUCAAAUCUUCCCCGUUCCCCCCAAGAGAAACCCUAACCCUAACCGCGCCAUGGAUCUCCUCCAGUCCUCGUACACGCCGGACGAGGAGGAGGGCGACGAGGAGCGGCCCCUCUCCUCCCCGGACGCCUCCCCGCUCCGCCUCCCCUCCAAGUCGGCGGCCCCCUCCGUCGACGACACGGCGCUCGCGCUCUCCUCCGCCGCCGCCUCCACCUCCCGCCCGCUCGACCCCUCGCUCCAUCUCGUGCCCUUCAACCCCACCGCCGACCAGCUCUGGGCGCCCGUCCUCGGGCCCCAGCACCCCCACGCCCCCAUCUCCUCCGCCUCCGGCAACCGCAACCACAAGCUCGGCCACGUCGAGGACGCCGCGGUCCUCCCCUUCCUCUUCGACGAGCAGUACAACACCUUCCACCGAUUCGGGUACGCCUCUGACCCCUCUGGCCUGCACAUCGUCGGCGACUCCCAUCCCCCGGCGGCUGAACCCGACACCGUCUACAACCUCGCCCCGUCGGAGCACAAGCGCCGCCGCCUGCAGUCCAAGGCGGAUGACGCCGAUCAAGAGCCCCUGCCGCCGGAGGCCAAGAACCCGGCGUCCGACGAGUGGAUCCUCCGCAACAAGCAGAGCCCCUGGGCUGGCAAGAAGGAGGCGCCGCCUGCAGAGCUCACUGAAGAGCAGCGCCAGUAUGCAGAGGCGCACGCCGCCAAGAAGGCCGAGAAGGAGGCGCGUGGCGAAGGGAAGGGCGAGAAGUCCGACAUGGUUGCCAAGAGUACUUUCCAUGGGAAGGAGGAGAGGGAUUACCAAGGGCGGUCUUGGAUCACCCCGCCCAAGGAUGCCAAGGCCAGCAACGAGCGCUGCUAUAUUCCCAAGAGGUGUGUGCACGAGUGGGUUGGGCACACCAAGGGGGUCUCGGCAAUCAGAUUUUUCCCCAAGUAUGGACAUCUGUUGCUGUCUGCGAGUAUGGAUUGUAAGAUUAAGAUCUGGGAUGUGCUUGAGUCGAGGACAUGUAUGCGGACGUACAUGGGGCACUCCAAGGCGGUCAGGGAUAUAUCGUUCUCGAAUGAUGGGUCUAAGUUCUUGAGUGCUGGGUAUGACAGGAAUAUACAGUAUUGGGAUACUGAGACAGGGCAGGUGAUCUCGACCUUCUCUACUGGCAAGGUCCCUUAUGUAGUGAAGCUCAACCCGGAUGAGGAUAAGCAGCAUAUUCUCCUUGCUGGGAUGAGCGACAAGAAGAUUGUUCAGUGGGAUAUGAAGUCAGGGCAGAUAACCCAAGAGUACGAUCAGCAUCUGGGAGCGGUGAACACCAUCACUUUUGUAGAUAAUAACAGGAGGUUUGUGACAUCAAGUGAUGACAAGUCACUUCGUGUCUGGGAGUUCGGCAUCCCAGUGGUGAUUAAAUAUAUCAGUGAGCCACACAUGCACUCUAUGCCGUCAAUAUCCCUGCACCCAAAUUCCAACUGGUUGGCAGCACAGAGCUUGGACAAUCAGAUACUGAUAUACAGCACCAAGGAGAGGUUUCAACUUAACAAGAAGAAGAGGUUUGCAGGCCACAUUGUGGCAGGUUAUGCUUGUCAAGUGAACUUCUCACCAGAUGGGAGGUUUGUCAUGUCAGGAGAUGGUGAAGGUAGUUGCUGGUUCUGGGACUGGAAAAGCUGUAGGAGAUUUAAGACAUUGAAGUGCCACAAUGGAGUUUGCAUUGGAUGUGAGUGGCAUCCCUUGGAGACUAGCAAGGUUGCAACAUGCGGAUGGGAUGGUGUAAUUAAAUAUUGGGAUUGAAGUUCCGGAAAUGUAAUGAGAAAGGUUGCUCAAGAAUGCCGUGGUCCUGUGGAUGAGUUCUUGACAAUGCAACUCACAAGGACCGAACUUCAGGAGAUGCUGGAAGUACACCUGCCUAUCUAGCGAACUUCAAUGUCAUGAGGUGAAAACUAUCCCAUGAUUUUAGCUACCGGGUAGCUCUCUGUGCUUGCAAAAAGAAUGUAUUGUACUAUGCUAUGUAUACAUACUGCACCAAUCAAUUUUGAAGUGUACCUUACUAGUAGUAAUCUUGUUUUGGUUUCAGCUCUUUUAUUAAUCCAAACUUUUGCGGUAGCUGAGAACAAGGCUUGAAUACCAGAUUUUAUUAUAGCAA
Oryza brachyantha (malo sina) is the source of this 2141-nucleotide messenger RNA. RefSeq names its product pre-mRNA-processing factor 17. The coding region runs from base 68 to 1789 and encodes 573 amino acids. The record is from RefSeq and is a predicted model, not a curated record. Gene Ontology annotation, biological process: mRNA splicing, via spliceosome. The transcript has 2 exons. NCBI's taxonomy places the organism in Eukaryota, Viridiplantae, Streptophyta, Magnoliopsida, Poales, Poaceae. Gene Ontology annotation, molecular function: mRNA binding; protein binding. Gene Ontology annotation, cellular component: catalytic step 2 spliceosome.